Molecule: messenger RNA, 831 nt
Organism: Symbiodinium pilosum
Lineage: Eukaryota; Dinophyceae; Suessiales; Symbiodiniaceae
Source: the annotation of a GenBank genome assembly
AUGGCGCUGGAUAUCUGCGAGCUAAAUGCUUUGAAGGCCAAGUUGAACUAUUCGCUUCUGGACCAUCUCGUGCUGAAGCGGGAAGUUGAGUUUUCGCUGGUCGAUGGCACUGAGGUCUACAUCAAUGAGCCAGCAGACCUGCAGACUUCGCCAAGCUUUUUGCUGCGAAAUACGUUUAGCUGCCGACGGGUCUUUGCAGUGCAGCAGGUUCCUCAGGCUGCCAUCUUGCCGUACCAUCGAUGGUUCAUGGCGCUUAAGAGAGGUUGUCCAGGCGACCUCCAGCGUAGCAACUACAGCUAUGUCAGCGGUCUGUUCGUCCGACCGUCGCUGGCAGAGAAUGCAACGCAUCCUGUGGCUUUGAGGGAGGAGAGCAUCGUGAAAGUCUGGCUGCCGUAUCUGGCGCAGAACCGUACUUCCAUUGUACGCACGACCCCUUCACUCGAGAAAUACACCGACUCCCUGGGGGGUCGACUCGGAGCCCCCUGGGAGGACACCUUCUUUUUGGACGAUACCACCAUCGUGCCACAGGCGGCGCAACAGGACGUCCCAAAGGUGCAGCAGCUGCCAGCGAUAGGGAAUUUCCUCAAGAUCGUAAUUCCUAUCCCGACGACGCAGGUCAAGGUUCACCAUCAUAUCAACGACAUCGUGAAUGACACCAUCAGCUGGCUUGGGCGCAUGGCAUCUGCCACCUUCCUCUUUGGGCUGCUCCAGGUCAUCUUCCCGUCUACGCGAAAAGACAAGCUCCACUUGCACUUCCACAUCCCUUCGCUGGGACUCGGUACCCCUGGCGAACUGGAUCCGCUCCUUGCCGAGCAGCCGGAAACAGCGUGA